Molecule: messenger RNA, 530 nt
Organism: Dentiscutata heterogama
Lineage: Eukaryota; Fungi; Glomeromycota; Glomeromycetes; Diversisporales; Gigasporaceae
Source: the annotation of a GenBank genome assembly
AUCUGAUGGCAUUCCUACAACUAUAAGUUCUAAUGCAAAUAAUAUCAGUCAUACAAGCAAUAAUGUUACUAGCAAUAUAUCGCCUAAUACGAUAUCAGACGCGGGAGCAUCCACCUCUCCCAGACAAUAUAAAUUGCCGACUUCAAGCACGCCAUCCGCAACGAUGGCUGCAUCGUAUCAGCGACAUCCAUCUUCGUUACAACCAAAUAUAGUAGCUAAUAAUAAUAAUAUGACCGAUUAUGCAAUAAUGACAACAAAUAAUAAUUCCGAACAAUCUUAUCAAGUGCUUCCUCCGUUAGUAGGAAUUGGUGGUAUGUCAAUUGGAGGCGCUGGGAACAGCAAUGCUAACAACGGACAGGGCACAGGGAUACUGCCUUCUUUAAUUGGUUUAAACGAUCAAUUUGCCAUGCCCACAUCCCAGCAACAGCAACAACUUCAACAAUUACAGAAUGUAGGAUUCACAGGCUUUAUGAGUGGUGGUAAUUCUGGGAUGUCCAAUAGUGCGGGGUUUGGCGCCACAAAUACUUUUG